This is a messenger RNA of Priceomyces carsonii, 1788 nucleotides long. RefSeq names its product mRNA-binding protein (gene WHI3). Gene Ontology annotation, molecular function: RNA binding. The record is from RefSeq and is a predicted model, not a curated record. Bases 1 to 1788 code for a protein of 595 amino acids. Lineage: Eukaryota; Fungi; Ascomycota; Pichiomycetes; Serinales; Debaryomycetaceae. The transcript has a single exon.
AUGUCAAAUACAGAAAGUGGGAGCAUAGGUCAAUAUCCAACACCUGGUGGUAAUUCUAAUAAUGGAAAUGUCAAUGGAACUUUAAUGUCUUCAGGCUCUGCACCGACAUCCAUGAAUGUAGGUGCCACAUCUUCAAUUAAUAGCUCAUUAACAUCUGCAUCAAGUGUCUUGAAAUUAUCUAAUUUACCGGCAGACUUGUCGAAAAGAGAGGCAUCGCUAAUUUUUUCGUUAGUAGUUGAUGAAAUAAUUAAUAUUGAAAUUGUGGAUUACCAAAUUUUAGCUUUUUUCAAGAACAUAAAUACUUGCUUGGCAACUGGAAAGUUGUUGGAUGGUAAGUUUAUUUUUGGUAGUGAAUACGGGCCAGUUAGAGUUGAAUAUGAUAACUCGCCUAUCAACUCGCCUAAUAAUAUUUCUCAAUCUACGACCAGUGCAUUUAAUAACUUACGGUUGUCGAAUACGAAAAUCAGUCCUCCUAAUUUGAAUCCUCAACUGAAUCAAUCAUCUAGCUCUGUUGGAGCGUCUGGAAAUCAGAAUAACCCUGCAAAUGCGUCUAGCGGUGGGGUGGGAAGCGCUGCAUUUGAUAACUUCCAGAAGAGACAGUCGCUUGGAAAUCAACGAUCAAGAUUUGUUUUUAGCGAUCCAUUCGGAGGGCCAACUGGUAGUGGUCGCAACAGCGGAAACACUCCUACGUCUGGAACCAUUGAUUUGACUGACAUCACGGGUAAAUCAUUACUCUUGAUGGAAUCACAAAACGAUGCCAGAGAAUAUGAGAACUUAGUAAGGGACCCAUGGGGCUCUAGUAAUAAUUCAUUACCGAUCAGCUCAGCUCCGCAAACCCCAGGUGUUAACAGCUCUAAUCACACCCCAUUUGAUUGGACAAAUAACCCAUCCGGUUCCUCAACUGAUCGUAGAAGAACUUCAUCGUCAUUUUUCAAUAAUUCAGUGCAACCGCUUUCGACCCAACCGUCGUCUAAUCUUUUGGGUUCUCAUCAGACACCCUCGCAGACAAGUACUCAAUCAACUACGAAUGGUUCGUCACAUUUACCACUGCUUGGUAUGCCAUCUCAUAAUCCUGUGAAUAUGACAGCAUCAUCAUCGACAUCUCAGCCUAAUUCAAGCAGUGGUCCUCAUGUUCUGGGACUCAGCCAACAGCAGACUAACAAUAACAUCGCAUCUUCCGUAACAAAUGCACCUAAUUCAGAGCAGCAAAGCUCUCAAACGCAGUCUGCUCCGCCCACAUCAGCAUCUUCUUCAAAUUCCAAUAAUCAAGGUACUGCUGGAAGGCAAACCCUGCAAUCUAAGGAUGUACCUGAUUUAUCACUCUUAGCAAGGGUUCCCCCUCCUGCUAACCCAGCUGAUCAGAAUCCUCCUUGCAAUACAUUAUACGUUGGCAACUUACCUCCGGAUGCUACUGAAGCUGAACUUCGCUCAUUAUUUGCCCCUCAAAAAGGUUUCAGAAGAUUAUCUUUCAGAACUAAAAAUCAAUCUCUGAAUAAUCCUAAUAACACAGGAGGUCAUAACCAUGGGCCAAUGUGUUUUGUUGAGUUUGAAGAUGUUGCUCAUGCAACAAGAGCUUUAGCUGAAUUGUACGGCAGAGCUUUGCCAAGACCAAACGGAAGCAGUGGCAAAGGAGGUAUUCGCUUAUCAUUUUCGAAGAACCCAUUGGGUGUAAGAGGUCCAGGUAAUCCGAGAAGGUCUUCUGCUAAUCAGGUAAGUGGCUCAAAUUCUACCAACGGGAACAGUAACGCUGUUAGUAACUAUGGUUACUUGAAUUACCAACAAAAAUGA